Molecule: messenger RNA, 2156 nt
Organism: Cuscuta campestris
Lineage: Eukaryota; Viridiplantae; Streptophyta; Magnoliopsida; Solanales; Convolvulaceae
Source: the annotation of a GenBank genome assembly
GGGUUUUUUAAAUGUGAUUUUCAGGUGUGGGCAUAUAUAUAAGUUAUACUCCACCCGUAUCAAAUUCAACAGGUUGUGUUAGGGAUCCAAAUCGAUUCUCUUUUACUCAUUACUAUCGUUAAUUACUGAGCUCUUUCAAUUCUGUACGUAGGGCUUUAUAUUUUCCCUCAAUUUCUGGGCUAAUUAUUCUGGAUAGGGUGGACUAAACAGAUUAUGAUUGUUAGCUCUAAUUCCGUGUAUAUGUUGUUCAUAAAUCACCAACAAAUAUAAGGCAAAGUUACCAUAAGAGAAGAACUUUUUCUACACAUUAAUUUCCUGAUGAUAGCAGGGGUUGCUACAUGUGCUUGCAAAAAAAAAAACACAGAUAUUGGUUUGUUAUUGAUGCAUGUUCUCCAAAAAAAAAACAAAAAAGGAAGAAGACGAUGUCCAUCAAAUGCUCAAUUGGAUAAAAUGCUCAAUUAAACUUUUUCCACUUAUGAUUUGAGGAGGAUGUAAUUGACAAGUCAAGGCGACUUUCUCCGUUUGAGGUUCCAGAUAGCCAGGUUCCAAAAUUUCAUCUCAAGCUCCCAAAAACAAGGGUUAGAAAGUAUAUAUAGGUAUUUAUAGAUAUAUGGUGCCCCGGCCUCCCAAUUUUCAUCGACAAAUCAAAGACCUUGUUUCCAUGAUUUAGUUUCAAACUGUGAUAAAAUAGAUGAACUCCCACAGUUUCUAGAGUCUCCAUUGAAUUCUUUUAUCAAUGUUUUUUUUAAUUUUCUUUAGUGGGAGGGCACAAUGAUGGCAAUUGGAGCACUGGAUGACGCUGGCAAUGGAGUUCUGUCCCGGAAGUAUUCGUUUGAAGCUGAACCAGUGUGUGAGUCAAUAAGAGCAACCUUUAGGUCUUACUCUUCCUCUAUUUUUUAUUUAAUUUUAUAUUUCUAACUUUGUUUCAAUGAAUUGCUGAUUCUAUUUCGGAGCCUCUGUAAACCACCUCCAAACUUAACCAAAUAAAUUUUCAGUCUGAGCUUUUGCAAAUGGAAGGAGAUUGUGUUAAGGUCGAACUCAGGUAUCAUCAGGGGUCAUCUUUGGUUUUUCACAUCUCGAAACCACCUCCAAACUUCACCUCCCUUUUAUUUAGUUUUCAAAUAUUUUUUCUAUGAUUCAUUAAAACUUUUACUAAACUGAACACAUGUAGUUAAAAAUUUUUAUAUUUUGAGUGAUUUAGACCAUUUUGGGAAAAAACUCUUCCAUCUUUCGAACUAGAGAACAUUUUCGGAUUUUUGCCCAAGUCAUGAUAAAAUAAAAAUUGAGUUUGUCAAUGAGCACUUCUAAAAGCUGGCUAAUACUCCGUAUUUGGUUUUCCCCAAGUCAUGAUAAAAUUAAUAUUAAAGAUUAUAUUUCAACAAAACUGAAAUUUAUAGAAAAAUUGUCCAAUUACCCUUUUAAUUUAUGCCCUAUUUUAGAACCAAUGGUUGUUCUAAACACGAAGAAAAGUUUACUUGAGAAAAUAGAGGAAAUGGUCAAUCUUGGAACCAAGAUUGCAAUGGACCACAUUUUAUAGCUCAUUUAAGUCCCAUUCUUAAACACCUGGCUGCUGGAAUCUUGAUUAGUCUUUAUGCCCUUUGUAUUAUUCGUAAUGUACAUGGAACCAAAGAAAUAAAUGAUUUUGGAGUUGUCUUCUUACUACUUAGUACUUGGCCUUAAGAACUCAAUUUACAAACUCUUUUCUGCAACCUAUGCCCAUAGAAAGAUGCUGAGCUCCGCUUCAUCCUCCCAUUUACAGCAAUGGACAUAUAUGUUUAGACAACUCCGGAGUUGCAUUUGCCGAGACUGGAUUGCUAGCGUCGAUGAAGAAAUUCGAUUCAAAUCUUUUUCAUCUUCUACAUCUCCUUCAGAACUCUUCGCAGGGUUUGAGUCGGAAAUUCGCCGGAAUUUCUCACUGGAUUGCCGGAAUCUCACUAGCCGGAAUUUUGCAGGGUUUGAGUCACCGGAAUUUCUCUCCGGACGAUGGGAUGGGCUGCAAGACUUGGCCAGGAACGGUGGGGGCUGUGCGUAAGGUUGAGGGGUAUUUUGGGAAAGUCAAUGUAAAUUUUAACUUUUACAGAGUAUUAAACUCCGUGCUCGAUCAAACCGGGAACUUUAAAUUUGGACGAAGGGAGUAUUAAAGUUUUCCUUGAUAA